GCGCAGGCGCCCGCGCCCCGGCGCGCCCGCAUCCACUGCCCGGCGGGGAAACUUGCUCCGCUCUUCGAGAGGAAUUGGUGCAGCUGCGCCACAAGCGAACCUCCGAGGCGGUGGGGGUGAAACGCGCGUGCGCGCCCCGUUACUAGGGGGCGGACGGCAGUGGCAGGCGGCGCGCGUGACGCCCGGCCUCCUGCGCGCCUAGCGGGGUGGAGCGGUGUCGCCUCUUCACCCUCCGCGUCCUUCUUCCAUUAACUUCUGGGCUUUCCGGCUCUUCCGAAGUUUGUUCUUGCGCACAGCCCAAAAGCCAGAAAACGGUCCACGAUGAACGGCGUGACCCAGAAUCUGCGGGAGGUGGUGAAGGUCUUGGCCAAGACUGGCGGUUUUGAUAGAGUUUUGGGAAAGGUGACUCUUGUCUCUGCUGCUCCGGGGAAAGUGAUUUGUGAAAUGAAAGUAGAAGAAGAGCAUACCAAUAAACUAGGCACUCUCCAUGGCGGUUUGACAGCCACGUUAGUAGAUGGUAUUUCAACAUGGGCUCUGCUAUGCACGGAAAGGGGAUUACCUGGAGUCAGUGUCGAUAUGAACAUAACGUACAUGUCGCCUGCAAGAUUAGGAGAAGUUGUAGUGAUUACAGCACAGGUUCUGAAGCAAGGAAAAACACUUGCAUUUACCUCCGUGGAUCUGACCAACAAGGCCACAGGAAAAUUAAUAGCACAAGGAAGACACACAAAACACCUGGGAAGCUGAGAGAACAGCAGAAUUACCUAAAGAAACCCAAUAAUGAAUGACAAGUGCAAAUUUGACUCAAUUUUAAUUCUUGAAAUAAACUAGCAAAACCUUAA
Messenger RNA from Saimiri boliviensis boliviensis (Bolivian squirrel monkey), 839 nucleotides. RefSeq names its product acyl-CoA thioesterase 13 (gene ACOT13). NCBI's taxonomy places the organism in Eukaryota, Metazoa, Chordata, Mammalia, Primates, Cebidae. The record is from RefSeq and is a predicted model, not a curated record. Gene Ontology annotation, molecular function: fatty acyl-CoA hydrolase activity.